Manis pentadactyla (Chinese pangolin) is the source of this 3934-nucleotide messenger RNA. It is a transcript of the gene ZKSCAN5, whose product is annotated as zinc finger with KRAB and SCAN domains 5. Gene Ontology annotation, cellular component: nucleus. Bases 885 to 3392 code for a protein of 835 amino acids. The record is from RefSeq and is a predicted model, not a curated record. Gene Ontology annotation, biological process: regulation of DNA-templated transcription. NCBI's taxonomy places the organism in Eukaryota, Metazoa, Chordata, Mammalia, Pholidota, Manidae. The transcript has 7 exons.
GCCAAUCAGACACUAACAACUGUUGUCUUAGCAACCACUCGGGACACCUAAGGUCCCGUCCCCAUUCCAAGGAAAAGGGAGAAGCCCGGCUGUUUAAAUGACUUUGGAGUCGGGUGGGGAAAAGGCCGGCUCUGUUUUUCCACACACGCGACAGUGACGCAGGACCAACCGCUCGGUGGGUGGAAACGGCCGGCUUGCAGCAGGUGGGAUCCUGGGCCGGCGCCCCAUCUCCCCGCCGAUUGGCUCACAGCCCCCAGGGGCGGGGCCUUGGGCAAACACCACGCCCCGCUGCGAGGGGAGGACCUCCGGGAUUCCUAGAGAGGACUCGGAAGUGCUCUCGGGGGCGGGAUUUAUGGCUCAACCCUGUUGGACAUGCUUAUUUCCGGCGAGCAAAUGUUGCCAAGUGUCGGCUUCGGUUUUUUCUCUGUCAGUAAGAAGAAACCCAUCUUUUGAACCUUGGCUGCGGAAGAUUAGUGUUCUAGGAGAGCUCCCCGGGACUGGGGCCUGCAGAAAGGGAAUGGGCUUUGUGUCCAAAUGGGGGUCCUGUCUCUAACCUUGACCGGCCCGGUCCGUGCCUACGGGGUCCCGGGCUGUUCCGAGGAAUCCAGGUCCUUACCUGUACUUAACAACCCUGCUUCUCUUCGGGUCCCAUGAAAUGUCCUGUCGGUCUGUCAAGCUCUUGUGGUUUGAAAGACAGGACCAGGUUCGUUAUGUUUUUGCGCCGUGUUCUGACUUAGUUUGACUUAACGCAGAAGGAGCGGCUACGCCUGGACUAGUUAUAGGUUGCCACUAAUGAAAGUGUCCUUCAGAAGAUAUUAAAGAACAGAAACCAAAUUUGAUCAAAUGUUACUCGGCUAACUUGGAGAACAGCCGUCCCAGUUGGAAUGAUAAUGACAGAAUCUGGAGAAGUUAUAGACUUGGACCCUCCGGCUGACACUUCAGAAGAGCAAGAAGACCUUUUAAUAGUGAAGGUGGAAGAAGAAGACUGCACCUGGAUGCAGGAGUACAAUCCGCCAGUGUUUGAGACUUUUUACCAGCGCUUCAGGGACUUCCAGUACCGUGAGGCAGCAGGCCCUCGGGAGGCACUCAGCCAGCUCCGGGUGCUCUGCUGUGAGUGGCUGAGGCCCGAGCUGCACACCAAGGAGCAGAUCCUGGAGCUGCUGGUGCUGGAGCAGUUCCUGAGCAUCUUGCCGGAAGAGUUCCAGACCUGGGUGAGGGAACAUCACCCGGAAAGCGGAGAAGAGGCUGUGGCUGUGGUAGAAAAUAUACAGAGAGAGCUAGAAGAACGCAGACAACAGAUCAUGGUGUGUCCUGAAGUGCUUCCUCAGAAGAUGGUGCCACCUGGAACUGUGCAAGAGUCCUUCGGUCACCAGCUCCUGCCUGUGGACCCCCAGCCUGAACAAGAGCCACAGAAGCCUCAUCUUCUCGAGGAAAAUGCACUCCCUGCUCUCCAAGUUCCUUCUCUUCCCUUGAAGGACAGCCAGGAGCUGACAGCCUCACUUCUCUCAGCCGGGUCCCAGAAGUUGGUGAAAAUUGAAGAUGUGGCUGAUGUGGCUGUAUCCUUCAUCCUGGAGGAAUGGGAACAGUUGGACCAGCCCCAGAAGUCCCUCUAUAGGGAUGACAGAAAGGAGAAUUAUGGGAGUAUUACCUCCAUGGAUUAUGAGCCCAGGGAUGACAAUAUGGACCUCAUAGUAAAGCAGAUUUCCGAUGAAGCCGAACCCCACUGGAUGACAUCAGGAAGUGCUGAAAGAAAUGUUCCCCAGAGUCAAGAGUUUGGAGAAGGUGGUGACCUCCACAGCAUGGCAGAAAGGUGGCAGGUAAACCCCACUGUGGGGAAGUCAAGGCAGAGCCCUGCCCUGAAAAGAGACCCAGGUGCCAUCAGAGAUGUGAAUCGGAAGCAGAACACAAAUGGCGAGAGAGGUCACAAAUGUAAUGAUUGUGGUAAAAUUUUCCUUCAAGCCUCAAACUUCAUUCAGCACCGACGAAUCCACACUGGAGAAAAACCAUUUAAGUGUGGCGAGUGUGGGAAAAGCUAUAACCAGCGCGUGCACCUAACUCAGCACCAGCGAGUGCACACCGGCGAGAAGCCCUAUAAGUGUCAGGUGUGUGGGAAGGCCUUCCGUGUGAGCUCCCACCUGGUCCAGCACCACAGCGUGCACAGCGGGGAGAGGCCCUACGGGUGUACCGAGUGUGGGAAGAGCUUUGGGCGGCACUCCCAUCUGAUCGAGCACCUGAAGCGCCACUUCCGAGAGAAAUCCCAAAGAUGCAGUGACAAAAGAAGUAAGAAUACAAAAUUGAAUGUUAAGAAGAAAAUUCCAGAGUUUUCAGAAGCAGACAUGCAACUAUCAGGAAGAAUCCAAAGAAAUGUUUCUCAAGUUCAGGAUAUUGGAGAAGGCCCUCAACACCAAGGCAUGUUGGACAGGAAGCAGGGAGUUCCCAUGAAAGAGAUACUCGGACAACCCUCUUCCAAGAGGAUCAGUUUUAACGAAGUCACCUGUGUCCACAAAAAAUCCUCCACAGGAGAGAGACCACAUAAAUGUAAUGAGUGUGGGAAAAGCUUUAUUCAGAGUGCACAUCUCAUUCAACAUCAGCGAAUACACACUGGGGAGAAGCCGUUUAGGUGUGAGGAAUGUGGGAAAAGCUACAAUCAACGUGUUCACUUAACUCAGCAUCAGCGAGUCCACACUGGCGAGAAACCCUAUACCUGUCAUUUAUGUGGGAAAGCGUUUAGAGUGAGGUCCCAUCUGGUUCAGCAUCAGAGUGUGCACAGUGGAGAAAGGCCCUUCAAGUGUAAUGAGUGUGGGAAAGGCUUUGGGAGGCGGUCACACCUUGCUGGGCAUCUGAGACUCCACUCUAGAGAGAAAUCACAUCAGUGCCAUGAGUGUGGAGAAAUCUUUUUUCAGUAUGUCAGCCUCAUUGAGCACCAGGUGCUCCACGUGGGUCAGAAAAAUGACAAAAAUGGAAUUUGUGAGGAAGCAUAUAGUUGGAACUUAACAGUGAUUGAAGAUAAGAAGAUUGAGCUACAAGAGCAGCCUUAUAAGUGUGAUAUAUGUGGCAAAGCCUUUAGUUUCAGUUCUGACCUUACUCAGCAUUACAGAACUCAUACAGCAGAGAAGACUCAUAAGUGUGAUACCUGUAGAGGAAAUGUUGGCCAGUGUUCCCACAUUAAACAGCAUCAGAAAGCCUAUUCCAACGUGAAGUCCCAUCAGUGUAAUGAAUGUGGCAGAGGCUUCACUCUGAAGUCACAUCUUAGUCAACAUCAGAGAAUCCACACUGGUGAGAGACCCUAUCAGUGUAAAGAAUGUGGCAUGAGUUUCACUUGGAGUUGUAGCCUCUUUAAACAUUUGAGGAGUCAUGAGAGGACAGAUCCCAUAAACACCUUGAGUGUAUAGAUGUUUCCAUUGAGUAACAGCUCCUACUCAAUUUUAGAGAAGCCUCCCUGGAGAGAAACCCUACUCCUACAAUGAAUAUGAUAACAAUGGUAAGCAUUUUCUCCAACUUAACCAUCAACCUUACAGAUGCACUGAACUCUUGUCAGUUAGAACUUAGGAGCACUGGAGAAUCCACAAUAAAUACUCAUUUGCUUUUUCCCACUGAUAAGUGCUUUUGUUGGCAUCUUCACACUUGGGAAGCCAGACGAGAGUGAACCUAGGAUAUGGGGAUGAAGGAAAAGUCUUCAGGUGGUACUCUUCAUUUGAAUCUCAACAUUGAUGCUGGGAAAGCCUCGUGAAUACAGUAGAAAUAAACUUUAUUUGUAGUUUCUGUCUCAUUUGACAGCUUAUCUAUUCAGGGAAGAGCACAGUGAAAGAAAAAACUUCAGCAUGAUACCUGUUUUGGUACCUCAGCAAUGAACCUUUUCUAGAAAUGAUUAUCCCAGCCACUAGAAUGCUCCAGUCAUUGUACUAUCUUGAGUAUUAAACACUUUGAAAAUAAA